AUGGCAAGAAAGAGAAAGGUUGCUGAAGCAGUUGAAGAGAGCAAUCCAUCUGAGGCAACAAUGGAAUGGAAUGAGGUGAUGAAGGAAGCUGCAGCACUAGGAAGUGCAAGGAGAUCCAGAAAGAGAUUUGUUGGUGUAAGACAAAGGCCAUCAGGAAGAUGGGUAGCUGAGAUUAAAGAUACCAUUCAGAAGAUAAGGGUUUGGUUAGGUACUUUUGAUACUGCUGAGGAAGCUGCUAGAGCUUAUGAUGAAGCUGCUUGCUUGCUUCGUGGUGCCAAUACUAGAACAAACUUCUGGCCUUGUUCUCAAUCUUCCUCAACUCCUGCACUUCCCUCAAAGAUUACCAAUAUCCUCCUUCAAAGGCUUAAAGCUAGGAAUAACCCUUCCUCUCUUUCUUCUUCUUCUACUUCUACUUCCUCUUCCAGUUCUCUUUUUAUCAACCACCAACAAAAGCAACAAGAAAAUGCAUAUGGAGCUGAGUCAACUGAUUUCUCAAUUGACCAUUUCACAGAUUUCCUUAAUGAUCAUGAAGAUUAUAGCACAAGCAACAAUGAAUUUAGUAAUAAUAGUGCACAAAUUGAUUACAUCACAAGUAGUUUUGAAUCAUGUUUAACUGAAAAAGAUGGCUGCAGGGAAAAGGAAAUGGAUUUGGAAUGUAAUUUCAGCAGUGUGAAACAAACAUCAAGUGCUGCAUUCAAUUCAGGAAGGGAAAGAGAAGAAGACAGUGAAGAAGGCAUUGAUUUGAGUGCACAGGAUUUUCAAUUCCUUGACAAUGUUGUUCCAUCAAGUUACUAUUCUCCUUUUGAAAUUGCUGAAGAGAUUGAGGAGCCUGUGGAGCCAGAGAACUAUGGUGAUGAGCCUUCAAUGCUAAGGGAUGCAAUGAAGAGAAUGAAAUAUGAGAGGAAGUUCUCAGCUUCCCUAUAUGCCUUCAAUGGGAUACCUGAGUGCUUGAAGUUGAAACUUGAAUCAGGAAACAAAAAGGGAAAAGGACUUUCUGAUCAACUAACCAACCUCAAGAUGGCUUGUAGCAAAAACAAAAUUGAGGGUAAUAAGAUGGAUAAAGAAUACAUGGGAGCUGUGGAUAGGAAAGAGGAAGAAAACCUACAAACAUCAAUUGGCAUGGAUUCCUCUUCUUCUUCUUCUUCUUCUUAUUCAUCCAGUUUUGAUGGAGAUCUGUUGUUUUGGAAUUCACUUGAUCUUCCUAAUAUUUGCUUUGUUAACAUGCUGCUAAACGGUUCAUUCAAUUAG
Molecule: messenger RNA, 1248 nt
Organism: Gastrolobium bilobum
Lineage: Eukaryota; Viridiplantae; Streptophyta; Magnoliopsida; Fabales; Fabaceae
Product: ethylene-responsive transcription factor ERN2-like
Exons: 1
Coding region: 1-1248 (415 amino acids)
Biological process (GO): regulation of DNA-templated transcription
Molecular function (GO): DNA-binding transcription factor activity; DNA binding
Source: RefSeq, a predicted model, not a curated record